AUGGCUACGUCUAUACUUGGGGAAGAGCCGCGAUUUGGAACUACCCCUUUAGCUAUGCUGGCUGCGACUUGCAACAAAAUUGGCAACACCAGUCCUCUUACCACGUUACCCGACUCGAGCGCUUUCUCAAAAGGUGGAUUUCACCCUUGGAAAAGGUCGUCGUCCAGCUGCAACUUGGGCUCCAGCCUGCCCGGCUUCGCGGUGGCCACCAGCCGCACAUCCACGGGACUAACGUCGACCAGCGGCACGGGCAGCAGCGCCUUCUGCCUAGCCUCCACCUCCCCGACCUCGUCCGCCUUUUCCACAGAGUACAGCGGGCUGUUUUCCAACUCCGCCAGCGUCACGUCCCAAGACUCUGGACAGUCGGCCUUUAUCUCAAAAGUCCACACGUCGGCAGAGACUCUUUACCCGCGGGUAGGAAUGGCACACCCCUACGAGUCGUGGUACAAGUCCGGUUUCCACUCCACCAUCUCGGGCGACGUCGCAAACGGGGCGUCGUCGUGGUGGGACGUUCACACCAACCCCGGGUCGUGGCUCGACGUGCAGAAUCCGGCCGGCACGCUGCAGACCUCCUUGCACUCCGGCACACCCCAGGCCAUACACUCCCAGCUCAGCGGCUACAACCCGGACUUCUCCACGCUGACCCACUCCGCAUUUAGCUCCACCGGCAUAAGCCCCUCCGCGUCCCACCUGCUGUCCACCAGCCAGCACCUGUUAACGCAGGAGGGGUUCAAAACGGUCAUCCCCAGCUAUACGGACGCGUCCGCCGCCAACGCCAUGAUUUCCGGCGCCAGUUCAGGAAUAAGCACGUCGUCCAGGUCAUCCAGGAGGUACUCCGGCCGAGCGACGUGCGACUGUCCCAACUGCCAGGAGGCCGAGCGGCUGGGACCGGCGGGGGCCAGCCUCCGCCGCAAAGGACUUCACAGUUGCCACAUCCCCGGAUGCGGCAAGGUGUACGGGAAAACGUCCCACCUCAAGGCGCAUCUGAGGUGGCACACCGGCGAGCGGCCUUUCGUCUGUAACUGGCUUUUCUGUGGCAAGCGGUUCACCAGAUCCGACGAGCUGCAGAGACACCUGCGCACCCACACCGGGGAGAAAAGGUUCGCCUGCCCCGUGUGCAACAAGCGCUUCAUGCGGAGCGACCAUUUGAGCAAGCACAUCAAAACGCACACGGCCGGCGGGGGCGGCAAAAAGGGGAGCGACAGCGACACCGACACCAGUAACCUGGAGACCCCGAGGUCCGAGUCCCCCGAACUUAUUCUGGAGGGGGUGAAUCCCAGAAUCACGGUCAAAGACCCGUCUCCUCACGACGAGCCCUAA
Messenger RNA from Lampris incognitus (smalleye Pacific opah), 1320 nucleotides. RefSeq names its product sp9 transcription factor (gene sp9). The coding region runs from base 1 to 1320 and encodes 439 amino acids. The transcript has 2 exons. Gene Ontology annotation, biological process: regulation of transcription by RNA polymerase II. Gene Ontology annotation, molecular function: DNA-binding transcription factor activity, RNA polymerase II-specific; RNA polymerase II cis-regulatory region sequence-specific DNA binding. The record is from RefSeq and is a predicted model, not a curated record. NCBI's taxonomy places the organism in Eukaryota, Metazoa, Chordata, Actinopteri, Lampriformes, Lampridae.